CCUCUUCCUACUUGUCCUGAAGCAGCGGGCUGAAGGUGAAGGCGCGUCCGUCUCUCUCACCACCUACCCGUCCUUGGAAGCACCGUCUCCUCGUCCUCCUCCUCCCGCUGCUGCACCGCGAUCUUCUUGCCUCGCCAUGUCCGUCUUCGGCGAUGUCCCGCAGGCUCCACCGGUCGCCGUCUUCAAACUGACCGCCGACUUCAGGGAGGACAGCGACCCGCAGAAGGUCAACCUGGGAGUCGGCGCGUACCGUACCGACGAGUGCCAGCCCUGGGUGCUGCCGGUGGUGAAGAAGGUGGAGCGGCUGAUCGUGGAGGACGGCAGCCUGAACCACGAGUACCUGCCCAUCCUCGGCCUGCCCGAGUUCCGCUCGGCCGCCUCCAAGGUGGCGCUGGGCGAGGACAGCCCGGCCAUCAAGGAGAGCAGGGUCGGCGGCGUCCAGUGUCUGGGCGGCACCGGUGCGUUGAGGAUCGGCGCGGAGUUCCUGCGGCGCUGGUACAACGGCACCAACAACACAGCCACGCCCGUCUACGUGUCGGCGCCCACCUGGGAGAACCACAACAGCGUGUUUGCCGACGCCGGCUUCAAGGACAUCCGGCCGUACCACUACUGGGACGCUGCCAACAGGGGACUGGACAUCACCGGGCUCCUGGACGACCUGGAGAAAGCCCCUGAACGCUCCGUCUUCGUCCUGCACGCCUGCGCACACAACCCCACCGGCACCGACCCGACUCAGGACCAGUGGAAGCAGAUCGCAGAGAUCAUGAAGAGGAGGAAUCUGUUUGUUUUCUUUGACUCAGCCUAUCAGGGCUUCGCCUCCGGCAGUCUGGACAAAGACGCCUGGUCCAUCCGCUACUUCGUCUCCGAGGGCUUCGAGCUGUUCGUCGCUCAGUCCUUCUCCAAGAACUUCGGCCUGUACAACGAGAGGGUGGGGAACCUGACGGUGGUUUCCCAGGACGGCGAGAGUCUGUCCCGCGUCCUGUCCCAGAUGGAGAAGAUCGUCCGGACGACCUGGUCCAACCCGCCGUCCCAGGGGGCGCGCAUCGUCAGCAAGACCCUCAACUGCCCUGAGCUCUUCGCCGAAUGGAAGGGGAACGUGAAGACCAUGGCCGAGCGGGUUCUGCUGAUGAGGGAUCAGCUGAAGGCAAAGCUGCAGGCACUGGGGACUCCGGGCACCUGGGACCACAUCACCCAACAGAUCGGCAUGUUCAGCUUCACCGGCCUGAACCCCAAACAGGUGGAGUACAUGAUCAAGGAGCGCCACGUGUACUUGAUGGCGAGCGGCCGCAUCAACAUGUGCGGCCUGACGAGCAAGAACAUCGACCACGUGGCCCAGUCCAUCCACGAGGCCGUCACCAAGGUCCAGUAAGGGCAGGGCCCGCCCACUUCCUGCCUUCCUGCCCUCCUGAACGCCACAGGAAGUAUCAUCAUGUCUGUAACCGCACCCCCCUUUCUCCCCGCUUUACCUCUCCUCCUAUUGGAUGAAACUGCAGCAGGCUUAAUUGGCAGUUGAACCAAUGGGAGGACGGGACGUGUUUCUUCUCUCACACAUAAUUAUUAAUCCUUGGGAGGUGCAAUGACUUGAGGAAAACACUUGAACGGCCGCGUGUCGCUGUGUAGAAGAUGAAACAAGAAAUAUUCAAAUGUUCACUUGAGUUUUUUGUUAUGAAUUGAGAGCACAGACGGGUUACUGUUACUAAGUUAAGUCUUUUGAGUCAUUUCCAUUUUUCCAGCACAAACACUGAACGUCAGCUCCGAGUCAAUAAGAAAUAAGAAGAGAAAAUUGGUGUAAGAAUUUAACAAACGACUUGUCGUCUGUACGGUCGCUGUUGAGACCCGCUUUUAAAUUUUUAGACUUUGCGAAGACAAACGAUUGACACGAUGCCUCGUCGCGAUAACUAGGUUUUUGUUGCACGACUAUAUUGUCCCAGAAAAUGGUCGCGAUAAAUAAUAUUAUCGUAAUUUUUGGGAUACUGAACCACGUGAGCCCGCUGUCGUCGUCGUCAUCGCCUCCAUCGUCGUCGUGUGACCUGGUUUGUGCGCGUGCCUGAUGUUUUGUUGUGUUGUUCUUUGCCUUGUCAGAGCUCUGUGCAGUUGUGUAGAAGAUGAAAAAUGUUAGUUAAAAAAGUUCACAAAGCCGAAAACACAAUCCGUCUGUCGUUUUUUCUCCCUCGCUGUAUAACAGACGAGGCUCUGUACAUGUCGGUCGCAGUGAUGCUCAGACCUCAGAGGCCUGACACACACACACACACACACACACACACACACACACACCUACCUGUUAUGUGUGUGUUCAUGCUGAAAUAAAUCACCACAGGAACCAAACAAA
This is a messenger RNA of Scophthalmus maximus (turbot), 2329 nucleotides long. RefSeq names its product aspartate aminotransferase, cytoplasmic. The transcript is spliced from 9 exons. Gene Ontology annotation, biological process: L-aspartate biosynthetic process. Bases 137 to 1369 code for a protein of 410 amino acids. The record is from RefSeq and is a predicted model, not a curated record. Gene Ontology annotation, molecular function: L-aspartate:2-oxoglutarate transaminase activity; pyridoxal phosphate binding. Lineage: Eukaryota; Metazoa; Chordata; Actinopteri; Pleuronectiformes; Scophthalmidae. Gene Ontology annotation, cellular component: cytosol.